Molecule: messenger RNA, 1802 nt
Organism: Camellia sinensis
Lineage: Eukaryota; Viridiplantae; Streptophyta; Magnoliopsida; Ericales; Theaceae
Source: RefSeq, a predicted model, not a curated record
GCCCAAUCAGAAGCCAACUACACACAUUGAGGUGUACUCCCUUAAUGCGGGCUCCUGGAAAAUGUCUAGCACGGGGAGAAACUCUUAUCCGGAUGGGAUUACUAUAGAUUAUUCAGGCCGAUUCGCUGCUUAUUUAGAAGGGGCUGUUCAUUUUGCUGCGAAAAUGAAGAAAUCCAAUGAUCCGUUGAUUUUGUCGUUUGAUUUGUGUGAUGAGGUGUUUCAAACGAUGAUGUUACCAGAUGGUAUUGUAGGCCCGAGAACCGAGGUCCGGGCUUCAGUAUUUGGGGGAUUGCUUUCUCUGUUAUGUUACGAAGAUAGUGCUGUGUACAAGUCUUGUUCCAUUUGGAUAAUGAAAAAGUACGGUGUAGUUGAUUCUUUGUAUAAGCAGUUCACAAUUGAUCUAAGCAGAGGAAUUACACAGGUAUUAGGUAUACGGAAUAAUGGUCAUAUAUUAUUGGAGACAAAAGCACCAAGUGAUUGGGUGCUUUCUUCAUAUGACCCUUUGAGCCAACAAACUAAGAAUUUGGGAAUUUAUGCUACUUCAAACCAUUUUGUUGUUGAUACUUACGAGGAGAACCUAAUCUUACUCAACAAACCAAAUGAUGCAUUUUCUAGAAGGCGAGUGAGCAGGAAGAGGACAGACAGGGACCAAGGUUCUAAAGCACGAAUAGAGGCACUUAAGACUGAUAUUCAAAGGCGGAGAAAUGAAAUUGACCUCUGUUUAAAAGAGAUAAAGGAAAAUGUAAAGGAAGCAAAAGAGGCUGUAGCAAGAAUGGGGCCUCAACGACAGGCUGAGGUCUAUGCCAAAUUCCAGACUAUUUUUUCGCAAGUGCAACCCAUUGAUUUUUCAAGCAAUGUAAGUUUCUUACAACUUCCAUUUUAUUUAUGGAUAUUUUUUAUGACAAGUUAACUAAUGGAUAUACAAGAAAAGUAGGUUCAUGAUAAUGGGUAUUAAGGUACCUUAGAAAAAACUAUCCACUUGCGCGAAUAGUAUGGAAUUGGCAUUAACAUUUUGUUUUUGCAGAAUGAGUGGGAUUAACACUUGGAUGCUAGAGAAACAUAUUUGUAGGAAACGAUGUCGCUCAAAACUUGUUUGGGAUGUUGAAAAAAAAAUUUUUUUUUUAUUAUUUUGUGAGUUUUUUCUUGCAUGUAAUGGUGAUUACUACGGUGUUUAGUUGCAAGUUAUGGAGAGUAAUGUAGUAAAGAGUCAAAUUGCUACUUCAUAUGAACUGAACCAUUUUGAACAUGGCCCGAAGCAUGUUAAAGAGUCAAAUUACUAAUUCAUAUGACUUAGGGUCUCAUGAGUGAUGAAGUGCCAGUGGCUCACAGCUGGAGUGCUCGGCCACCGUAUAUAUAUAUUUUUCUGAUCAACAUGUGGUCUCUUUUGUUACGAUGUGUGUGUUGAUCACGCAGCGGAGACACUAUUGCCAUUGAUGCUGGCCCACCAUGGCCUUUGCCAAAAGAGUAAAUGCUGAAGCCUUUUUCCUCUUUUUUUUCUCAUUGGGCCAAGAAUACUUUUAAUUCAUGCUGACACUGUGUAUCUAAAGUUGGGCCCACACAUUGAAAUGAUAUCCUCUCUUCACUUGGCUUAGUUUUCAUCUAAGCCAGGCAAAUUGUGUUUCCAAGAGUCAGGCCCACCUUUUUCUCAUGAACUCCACUUUAAUUAAUCCUGAUAAUGUAAAUUAAACUCUAGAACACAAUUAAGCAUAAAUAGUAGGGAUUAACAUUAAAGGAAUGUGACUUUGCUUUGCCUACAUAAUAAAUCAAUAUAAUUAUUCAAUUUUCUGCUUUCAUCAGUCAUU